Messenger RNA from Leptopilina heterotoma, 318 nucleotides. RefSeq lists its product as uncharacterized. Bases 18 to 197 code for a protein of 59 amino acids. The record is from RefSeq and is a predicted model, not a curated record. Lineage: Eukaryota; Metazoa; Arthropoda; Insecta; Hymenoptera; Figitidae. The transcript has a single exon.
CCAAAAAAAAAGUAAAAAUGGGAUUACAUGUCUUUUGGCCGGCGAGUGCUUGCUUGACUCUCUUCGUUGUUGGAGUCAUAAUGGUAUUAUUAAAGCAUGGACCGAGAUUUUGCAAAACGCGAAAUGUCGCUUUUCCCUCCGACGAGGAAUGGGAAGAAAAGACAUAUUCACGAAAAAUCUCCGUCUCUAUGGCUUGAAAAUGAAAUUAAAAAAAAACUUUUUCAAACUUUUUUAUACAGUGGAAAUUUUAACUUUUGAAACAUGUUUCUAUUUUUUAUCUUGAGCAUUUCGUUUAAGUAUUUUUUUAAUGAAACACUU